Ixodes scapularis (black-legged tick) is the source of this 1059-nucleotide messenger RNA. Its product is annotated as zinc finger MYM-type protein 1-like. The record is from RefSeq and is a predicted model, not a curated record. The transcript has a single exon. NCBI's taxonomy places the organism in Eukaryota, Metazoa, Arthropoda, Arachnida, Ixodida, Ixodidae. The annotation marks the transcript as partial.
UAUGGACCUAACUGCGAUAGUGACAGUGUGCUGUGCUAUGAAUGUGUGGCAUGGUGCACUAUGAAAUGCGAAAACAGUGUUCGUGGUGCCGAGGUGACUUUCAUUUCAUCCGGCUUCAGAAACUGGAAGAAGGCCACUGAGAAGUUUAGAACUCAUGAAAAAAGUGAAUGCCACAGCCGGUCCGUGGAUAGCUUGUUGCAGAGACUGCAGAAAGCACCAGUGAUCAAGCUUCUCAGUGAGCAGAGCCUGAAGGAGCAGAAUGAGGCGCAAAUGGCACUCCGUGUUGUCUUCAGUUCCAACAGAUACCUUGCACGCUCGGGUCAGGCUCUGCGCGGACAUUCGUAUGAAGAUGGAAACCUGCGGCUUCUACUCGACGAAAGAUCUCAAGAGGUCCCGGCCUUGGAGAUGUGGAUGAAAAGGCGGGACAAGUGGCUGAGCGCUGACGUUCAAAACGAAGUCAUUGAAAUCAUGUCUCACGAGCUGCUGCGGGGCAUCAUACAGGAAAUAAAGCAUUCAACCUUCUUCAGCAUCAUUGCCGACGGCACGACGGACGUUUCAUCCUCUGAGCAGUUCUCGCUGUGCAUCAGGUGCGUGGAUCCAGACACUUUGCAUGUAAAGGAGAUUUUUGUUGGCUCGUACAACCCGAGUGAUACCACAGCCGCAACUCUUUUUGCUGUGAUCAAAGACAUGAUCAUGCGGUUGGGUCUAGACUUUCAGAACUUUCGUGGACAGUGCUUUGAUGGUGCAGCAAAUAUGUCAGGAAGGUUAAACGGGGUACAGAAAAAAGUGACCGAAGUGCAGCAAAAAGCUGUGUACGUUCAUUGCAGCAACCACGCCUUAGAUCUUGUUCUGCAGGAGGUUGGACGAGGCUGCGAGCUGAUUCGCGACGCGCUUGCCAUCGUUAAGGACGUUUCGGGAAUCAUAAUGGAGUCAGCGAAGCGAACGAAAGCAUAUAAGAAUGUUGUGAUAUCUCCUGGCCACGAGAGCGAAGAAGGUACCAUCGCCAGUGGAAAAGUAUCCAAGCUGCUUCCCCUGUGCCCCACCCGGUGGGUUCUUUGA